AAAUGGCGGACAGUGGAGCCAAGAAAGCCAGUGAGGAAUUUUUUCAGCAUUUAAUCAGUUCUUCGGAGAGUUGCGUGGAUGACAAAGUUUGUGUGGUGGGGAUCUUCGGAAAAGACAACAUUGGCUACAAGUCGAAAGCUGUACAUCUGAAUGGAACUAUUGGGAAAGAAGUUUUCAAGAUUGACUUUUUAGAUGGUACAUUCAAGAAGAAGGAUACAGAUGAAUUUUCAUGUGACAUUAAUGUCUAUCAUGAUGUAGAACAGAGAAUAAUCUAUUUACACCUUGUGUCUGUUUAUGAUGUGUCAAGACUGUUACAACUUUGUAAACAAGCUCCACAAGAUGCACAGAAUGCAGCUUCUCAUCAGUAUUGGAUGUCCCAUGAAUUUUACUAUGCCUGUGCAUUACUGUUCCUGUUCUCUGUCUCUCAUAUUGUUGUUCUUCUGCAUCCCUCACAGACUUUUGAUCUGAAUUACAUCAGGCUCUUUCGCACAUUAGCUUCAACAAGACACCAGUUACUGCCUCAGAUAUCCCAGCUAUUAUCUGGUGUGGAUGGUAUUCCUGAUAUUUGGAGGCAGACUGGACGGCCUUGUAUUCCCAGACUGGUGUGUUCAAUGAAACAGCGGGUCCCUUUCAUGGAUCCUUCACAAGUGUCAGGGAAAAGCCAAGAUACUUAUGCCAGCAAGACUAAGGGAAAACAACAAAGCAUCACUCCACAAAAGAAACUUCAGCAUGCUGUAGAGGAUCAGCUGUACAGCAUAAUGAGAAAGGCCAGGCUCCUUGGAAGUCUUAGUUCCAGUUCCCUGUUCACUGUAAACUCAAGUCACGCCUUUGUUCACAUGCAGCCAUGUUCAACCAACUUCGACCCUGUUGCAGUUCUCCUUAAUACUUUGGCUAAACCGGCUAUCAACACUAAAUGGGUGGAGAAGAGUCCUCUUCUGAAGAAUAGCAAAUUCCUUAAGAGAGAAUUCUCAGAGUCCGGAGGGAACAGCGAAGCACAUUCCACGGAUGACGUGUUGUUCCGAGACUACCUGAAACAGCAGAUUGAUCUCUUAAUGACCGGAGAUGGUGGUCGAGAUGGAGUGGCUGAGGGACGCAGAGGAACGCAUGUAGAGGUUCCUUCUUGCCGUUUGUGGGCGCGUGUAUCGCUUGCUCUGUAUGAGUUCUUCUUGACUCCAAAGAAUGACUUGAUAGCUCCUCUCACCGCCAUGGCAUCUAAUCUAGAUCUCGACAUGAAAUUCUCUGAGGCGCGCUGUCGGAAGGCGAUACCUGUAGCAACAAGUGCUUACUUAGAAAAUCUUCCCUCACAUUACACCCAGAAUGUUCACUUAAACCAGCUGUCUCAAGCACUUCGGGUGUUUUCUUUGCACGCUCGCGGACCUGCAUUUGAACACUACGCAGCUCAGUUUCAGGAUGAGUGUAACAAGGUAUGGAUGAACGGAAGACAGCUUUGCGAGGAGCGUAGCUUAACUGGACGUCACUGUGUUUAUCCGUACCACCGGGUCCCUGCAGAAGGCGAGAUACCCUCCGAUCCAGUCUCCGAGGAAUCCAAGGAGCUUGGGGUUAAUCCAUGUAAGCCUCAUUCAAGUCGUAUCACCAGCGUCAGUGCCUGCAACUGUGGAAGGAUACAGGAUCACAGAGAAGAUCCUUUUGAUCUGAAGACAGCUAACAUGGACUUCUUCAAAAUUCUCGAGUCAAAGUGCUGUUUUUCGCUGGUUCAUCUGUUCUUUCCAUUUCAUCCAAUCGCUCUCUCUUCAAAAAACUCCCACAAAACCUCUACGGAAAUAUCAGAUGAAGCCCCCCUCCUGGAAAUGCCAUCAGAGAUAGUCAGUUCUAAGGGAGAAGAAGUCAAAUCCGGGGAAGUUGGUGGUGAGGGGCACGUGAGUGACGAGACGUCCAACAGUGAGACGCCCGCGGUACAAGUUGCCCCGACAACUGGAUCCAUUCCCAUUCCAAACUCGGGCGUUGCUGCAAGGACAGACAAUUUGGGAAGCCUUGGGCACAGUGUCAGUUCUACCUACGGGGCGAGUGGGUACCAAUCUACGCUGGAGAUGAUGAGUCACGAGGGGUCUGAGUUUAGGAGUAUGCCAUCCGAGUUCAAGAGUGUUGUAUCCGUGGGAAUUCCGGGAGAAAUAAGCAUGGGAGAUUCCCAAGAUGUCCUCUCCGCCGUAGGGGAGCACGUUCCCGGCGUGCACUCUUUUGAAAGAUUCUCAUCGCGUGAUGAAAUGGAACAGAUCUAUCUGGAAACCAUGUUGAACAGUGAUUCGCCUCCUGGUAUUCUACCCCGCUUUCCUUCCUGGUCGCUUUGUCGUCUGGGAAGCGCAAGCGCCUACAAUCCCGCGAAAGGUCUGGACCAACCGGGAUUUUUCCCGAACAGCAAUUAUCUGUUGGCUUGGGACAUUCCUUUGCUGAAUGAAAGCCAAUCAGAUUUAACGAGCCAGUUUGAUGGAAAGGGCAAGCACUUGGGGUCUAAGCAAAUGACCGAAGAAGCUUGGCCUACGCUGAAUGAACUCCCUUCUGCCGGAAGUAAUGUUUCGUCACUUCCUCUGCACCAGGCUCUGACUUAUGCACGUCGACAAUGUUCAGAUUAUAAAGCAAAUACGCUUCCUUUGAUAUCGAGUGCAGUAACAGGGAAAGGUGCGUCUGGGGCCUCUCGGCAGCGGGGUAGAGCCGCCCGUGAAGGGGCGCUACCGACAGUGAGGGCCUAUAUAGGACAGGAAUAUGAGUGCCCAAGGGGACAUAGGUUUAUCUGCUCAGGCCCGGACAAGAUGGUGAAAGCGACCAGUUCCGGUCACGUCAAGGAAACAGCUCAGAAACUGGUGACGUCAGACAUGCCUCUUUACUUCCCAUGCCCCUGUCGGUCGUCAAAACCUCUCAUGGCUCAAAUGAUGCGCGUCUUUAUCGUCACACCCGAUUCACCUAUACUCGUGACCCUUAACCCGCGGGUUCAACCUUCCCUUCCACCAUGUCCUGUGUUUUACCCUGGUGUUAAUGCGGGAGUCACUAUUCCCCCAGGAAGUUUCUGUGUACUGAGAUUACCGUACGUGUAUGUCUCAGACGUCGGUCCAAUUCUACCACCCGGUGAUUCGCAACCGCUGUUGUCGUGUCGGGUAUUGAAGGGGCUGUUUUCUGUAAUGGGGCUUGUUCAGGAAACUGCGAGAGAAAACCUUGUUGAGGGACGGCGCUAAGUCUUAACUGAACAUCUUAGCGGCUCCAGUCGGAGAGAGUUUCGCUCCCGGAGGCAGAAAGUAGACAAAGUAAGAGUUUGACUGACUUGCAAGUUACCCAUUGUCGCCCCAUAAGUUGCUCAGAUUGUUCCGUUAGGUUGAGUGAGGAGCAAAAAUAACCCAACGCUAAUGUAAAGCUUGGUCUCGUGUUGUUAAUAGACACUUGUAACACGUUUCUCUUGGGUCGACGAAAAGAAGAUUUUGUUUCAAACACACGAUGAAGCCCAGUUUGAGAUGACGUCUAAGUUGAAUCGAUAGAUGUUAGCAAAACGGCAAAUUAGAGACGUUUUAGUGUUUGAAGAGGGAUUCAUGUCUGCCCGGUGUCUUGGUUGAGACUUUUUUACUUGUAAUUCAUAGAGGAAUUCCAUGUAACUUUUAAAUGAGGAGAGUCUAUUCUUCAGAUACUUCACACCGUUCCGGAAAAUCACUCUGUUUGAAAAUUAAAACGUAGCAUGCUAUGACAGUUAUGGCUUUGUUAGCGACAGAGGAAAAAUGUUCAAUUUAAAAACACCAAAGUUCAAUGAAAAUUCAGAUCAAUAUCAGUCUCUGAGCCUGUGCUCUUACCCCUCCCUUAAACCAAUAACAGUCAACUGAUAAGAAUUAAGGGUUAAUGUUGAGUAAGAGGAGGGGUAGGUGCCCUGUUACGCAGACAUUGACAUUUAUCCGAAAAUUCUGUCCGAAAAAAAAUGUAUCGUUAUCUCUGAUAGUUGAAGAGUCAAGGGCGUAGCAAGGGAAGGGGGGGGAACCAGGGUUUCCCUUGACCCCCCAUUGUAAGCCUUUCUUUGUCACAUUAAGGAAAACAUGGCAUGGAGGUCGACGUGAAAAUCCGGUAGGUACUCUCUGUUUAAAACAGUAAGCCCCCUCUUCCUGGCUACGCCCCUGAGAGUUUUUCUCUCUUGUGGAUUGUUAAUGUCCCAGAUCUACAGAGAAACUGAAUCCCUAUCUAUGCCUUGCGUGUUCUUAAUUCAAUGAUGAAAAUGUUCCUACUGAGGGGCGAUGUCAUCGUCUUGAAAGAAGUUAUUUAAAUUCUCACAUUCACGACGUGAACUAAAUAGCCUGAUUUAAUAGAUGUACAUUACAAUCCUAUUUAAUGGUUUGGUACUGGAGAUCAGUAAAGCUUUUUAUAUAGAAGUACAGUUCUAAAAUUAGUUCCAAGCGGCUUAAUGUGAUCAACAAUCAACUAAUUUUUCAGU
Pocillopora verrucosa is the source of this 4417-nucleotide messenger RNA. RefSeq names its product nonsense-mediated mRNA decay factor SMG8. NCBI's taxonomy places the organism in Eukaryota, Metazoa, Cnidaria, Anthozoa, Scleractinia, Pocilloporidae. Gene Ontology annotation, biological process: nuclear-transcribed mRNA catabolic process, nonsense-mediated decay. The record is from RefSeq and is a predicted model, not a curated record.